Messenger RNA from Hyalella azteca, 855 nucleotides. RefSeq lists its product as uncharacterized. The record is from RefSeq and is a predicted model, not a curated record. NCBI's taxonomy places the organism in Eukaryota, Metazoa, Arthropoda, Malacostraca, Amphipoda, Hyalellidae. The transcript has 8 exons. The coding region runs from base 95 to 823 and encodes 242 amino acids.
GUACAAUUUCUCAACAUUGAAUAACAUAACAGUUCACCAUAUAAUUGUGAACUAUCAUUGAGUGAAAUAACAGCAAAUAAAAUUGAAAAUAGCAAUGAUGAGUGAACAGCAACAGCAGAUGCAGGAUGAACAGAUGCAGGAACCUGCAUCUGCUGAAGCAGGUGCAGGUGAUGAGGGCGGUUCUCAGCCGUCAGCUGACCAAGGUGGCACAGGGAGCGGAGCAGCAGGCUGGCCGCUGCGGCUGUGGACGCACGAGCUGACGCAGCGGCUGCUGCAGAAGGUGCAGCAGCGCAAGCGUCUGCUGCUGGACCCCAAGCUGCGGCGCCGCACCGUCUACGCUGAGGUCGCGGCCGAGUUCCAGGACGAGGGCAUAUGCUUCACCUCCUGUUUAACGAGGAUCCUGGAGGACAUCUACUCAGAGGUGGGUGAUGACGGGGUGCGGGUGCUGCUGCCCACCUCCAGCCUCAACCCACUCGUCCACAGCCCACCCCGGCAGGAGAGGGUGCGCCACUCCAAGCGCCUCAGGACGCGCCCCGCUCGUCUCAAAGGACACGUGGACUACGCGGACGUCUCCCUGAGGUGCGAGAUGGACGCGGCGGACAGCCUGGAGCGCGUCCGCGCCGUCCUCCUGGAGCGGCUGGAGGACGUGGCGGCGCAGCGGACGGCGGCCACCGCUGAGAGCGUCCGCGCCUGGACGGCGGUCAACGACGCACUCACCGCCAUGGCGGACAACCUGGCCACCCUUAACUCUAGUGUCCUCAUGCUGGCCCAUACGGCCACUAGUGUCAUGGCCGCCCUCAACAGGGUGGCCAGUAGGAAGUAGUGGCGGCCACUAGUGUCCUGGCCGCCCUUAAC